Molecule: messenger RNA, 1766 nt
Organism: Hippocampus comes (tiger tail seahorse)
Lineage: Eukaryota; Metazoa; Chordata; Actinopteri; Syngnathiformes; Syngnathidae
Product: iporin-like
Exons: 3
Coding region: 387-1766 (459 amino acids)
Cellular component (GO): cytoplasmic vesicle
Source: RefSeq, a predicted model, not a curated record
UGUAGCCCUAUUUCUGCCCCCUCCCAAUGUGUGUCUUGGAUACCGCAAUUCCUCUUUCCUCAUUUGUUGAGAGGCUCGUGACGUCACACGUCCUCCAGCUGACUGACGGUGGUGCCGGAUCUUCGUCGCGGGGGUCCGUCCGGACCUUGGUGAUGCAGGCUCGGUACCGUUCCAUAUUCGAAUCCUAAACCUCCAUCUUAGAAUAACCCGGAAUGCGCAUAUGUUUAUAAAUCGCGUCAUUUUGAUUUGCAUGCAACUAAUUUAGGACGGAAGCUGCAUUUUGAAUACUUGAACAAAGAUGCUUACACAAGAAAGUGACCGUGAUAGAAGAGGAUGGAGAUGACUCGUGACUGACUUUAAUUGAUCUUCCGCACCAUGAGGACAAUAUGAUUGGCGCAUCCAGUGUCUCGGGGGACACCCUGAUUGCGUGCCACUUCCCGCUGCUUCCGCUUCCCGCCUGGCAACUUCCCGUUCGAGCCCUGUGCGGCUCGGCCAGGAGGCCGGGCUCCUCCGGUCUGCCCCGGGCGGCGUCCCUCCCAGAGCGAGACGGGAUCAACCAGGAGCAUCCCAUCGCGAUUAGUCAGAAGCAUUUUUCCAACAGUUUCGCAAGCCUCCACGAAGGCCGAGUGGACGAGGAGGAGGAGGAGGAGGAUGGCACCGGUGACUGCGUCUCCGCCUCGUCAGCAGAAGAAAGCAAAAAGGAAGCGGUUCGAGCGAGAGCGAAUCAGCGCUGGCACAACUCAUUCCUUCCCAAUCCGGACCCGGAUGAGGACGAUGAGGAUAGCGACGGAGACAAUCUUCACAAAUACCGCGAGGAUUCAUCUUUUGUGUUGCACGGGACUUGCAAGUGGCACAAAAGCGCCGCCAAUGACGAGGCGGCCCACGGCAACACGGACUGGGGCCGGGAAGACUUCCUGCAAGCUCGGGGCCCCCUUCUCGGCAGAUGUGGCCCCGUGGCAACUGACGGAAUGCCCGAUCACAUCUCCUGCCGCGUCCACAACCGACUCGAAUCUACCUCAGAGAUGUUCCCCAAUAGCCAAGCCGACGACGCCAGCGACUCCUCCUGCGGCAGCUCCGACGGGAUCCUGGUGAACUUCUGCACCAUGUACGACCACAGCAACAACCCCGCCGUGCCUCGUGACCUCAGCAGCCCGCCGGCUCAGCCAUCUCCAUCGCCGGAGAGAUCGGUGUUCCUCAACCUUCGACCUCUUCCAAGUGAGCGCAGUGACCAAAGUUUGCACAGUCCCCUGCGAGAGGAGCUUCUCAAGGCCGCGUCUUGCUGGUCGCCUCGAGAUGGAGACCCAGGCCGCACUCUUCAUCCCUUGGAACGUCGACCUCCUCAAGAUCUCUCUUCUCCGGAGGCGUCCGACCAAGCUGCCUGUCUCCAGAGCCAAGCCGCACUGCUCACUGGGACUAAUCAGACGUACUACAAGCUGGUGAAUUGUGAUCUUUCGUCCCAGUCGCCCGGCGCGACCUGGUUCAACUUCACCGGCUGCCCCGAGGAUGAGAGCAUCAGCGGCCCCGAGAUCCACUCGGAUCAACAGAGGGACAUUUUUCCAGCCCCGGAUUUUCUGCUUGCCGACACUUCCGAAGAGAAAUCCUCCUCCAGGACGAAAGACCACAUUCAGAACCGAGGCCACAUGCCGGGUUUUCUUUGCGUCAACCAGAGCUGUGAAUGCCUGGCCUCAUGCACAACAACUGCCCAACAAAAUGUGACAUUAAACCAGGAAAAAUCUCACCUUGAGAAAGGUAAGGAGAGUGUGUGA